AUGGCCCCAUACCUGCAAGAAUCCACAGAGCUUGUAUUCCCUGACUACGAAGCUGGGAUCUCGUGGUUUCCAGCUGCUGCCGACAAAGAGACCCGCCAGAGAACUUUGGUGAAUGCUUCGCACAUUGACGAUCUACAUCGUCUGCUCGCAGCGACUGACGUGCAGAUCGUGGUUCCACAAGAUGCAGCGUACGCGAAUGCGAUACACUGCUGGUCACAGACAGCAGAGAAGCCGGCCGGCGUCGUGGUCUAUCCCACUCAAGCACACGAGGUCUCCGCUACUCUACAGUACGCCAUCGGAGCGGGUCUUGACAUUGCCAUCAAAUGCGGUGGGCACUCCACAAAUGGCGCGAGCAGCACUGACGGUGGUGUGUUGAUCAACCUGGCAAAGAUGAAGAAGAUUGUGGUGGACCCAGAACGUAUGCUUGUUCACGUUGGAGGUGGCUGCCUCUGGGGAGAGGUCGAUAAGGCAGCUUGGCAGCACGGCUUAGCGGUGGUGGGCGGCAGUAACGGAACCACCGGCGUAGGCGGUCUGACCUUAGGCGGCGGGUAUGGUAUGCUCACAGGCGAGCACGGUCUGGCCAUCGAUAACUUGGUCAGUGCGGAGAUUGUCCUCGCAAAUGGAAAAGUGGUCAGAGCUAGUGAGUGUCACAAUAGUGACCUGUUUUGGGCAUUGAGGGGGGCUGGCCACAACUUUGGCAUCAUCACCGAGUUGACCCUCCGCGCUCACACUCAAGGCGAUAUCUUCAUGGGCGCUUUGGUGUUCCCACCGGUCCCGCAGGUCGUCAGUAAACUCGUGAAGCUUGUCAAUGAUCUCUAUACCGUUACGGACACCCCAGCAGGACCAUCAAGUAAGAGCGCCGGCAAGACCAUGGGCCUCCUUGGUAUCACCCAUCAGCAUGGUCGUACCGGAAUCCUCCUUGUGGUUACAUACAACGGUCCAGAGCAAGAAGCUCGCGAGAUCUACAAACCAUUCUUCGAGUUAGGUCCCGUCUUCGAGAACACCCGCAUGGCGGCUUAUCCGGAGGUGAAUUCACAGGUUCCUGCAGCACACGGCAUUCGGAGUUCGAUGAAAGGCGCUGCUUUCACCUUGCCAAUCCGCGACACCUUCUUCCUCGACAUUGUCAGAAGGUAUCAGGAAUUCAUGCAGCGAUGUCCGGAAGCCAGUGGUUCUCUGGUUGGUUGGGAGUUGAUGGAUCCUACGAAAGUAUGCGCCUCCGACAAUGGCAGCUUCGCAACUCGUGGCUUUCACCUCAACAGUGUCAUCAUGCCAAUGUGGAGAUCUGCAAACCUCGACGAUACCUGCCGUAACUGGGCUCGCCAGAUUGGCUCACGCUUCCAAGACGAACUCGACUGCAGCAUGGGAAAGGGAGUCCGUUCUGAUAGGGGCGCUGUCCUCUUAUAUGGAAACUACGACCAAUACGAUGAGACUGCGGAGGAUAUCUUUGGGGCGAACUAUCCCAGACUUCAGCAAUUGAAGGCAAAAUACGACCCAAGCAACAUUUUCAACAAAUUAUACCCAAUUGAGCCAAAGUGUUAG
Cercospora beticola is the source of this 1539-nucleotide messenger RNA. RefSeq names its product FAD-binding oxidoreductase. NCBI's taxonomy places the organism in Eukaryota, Fungi, Ascomycota, Dothideomycetes, Mycosphaerellales, Mycosphaerellaceae. The record is from RefSeq and is a predicted model, not a curated record. Gene Ontology annotation, molecular function: oxidoreductase activity; FAD binding.